ACGAGUAAUCGCGGAACUUUGACACACUGUGCGUUUUGGGUGGGAGAGAAGAGAAAGAGAGAGAAAAAAAAAGGGAAGAUUACCGACACGCGCGAUGCAUACGGUGCUGCGUCACUUUUUGCCGAUCCGUUCCGCUCCGUUUCCGUAAUAAAGGUCGCGACGACGUAGCGGGACCGUGGAACAAAAAUCGCGGAAUCUCUCGAGACGAGCCUCUCUCUUUCUCUCUCUCUUCUUCCGUCUCUCGCGACUCCGUUUUUCCUUCUCCGCGAUUCACGAAUGUAUACGUACCGACUACUAUGAACAAGUAGGAAGCAGUGUGGACCAUAGACAUGUCAAAUGCAUAGAGCGAAUUUUAGUUGCCGAUGUCAUCGAAAAAGGGGGAGAGGGAUUUAAUGACAAGUGCGCGGGGGGUGCGUCGGAAUGUCAAAAUGUCAUUCCGUCUAUGGAUUUUAUGUAUCUAUGGUAGAAGACGCGACGCCACGUGACGUUUCCAUGUGCGCGGUUGACAGCUGCGGAUCGACCAAUCAGAGCGAAGCAGCUUAUCAGCUGAUUGGUUGACAGCUGCGGAUUGAACAAUCAGAGCGAAGCAGCUUGUCAGCCGAUUGGUUGAGAACCGGAGCAUUUGUGGAAUAAUCCACAUGUAUGAUAAAAUCCCCUAAAAUCUAUAGAAAUUAACUAGCUAGUUGAAAAAAAAAAUUUCAUCUGAUUGGCCCGCGCGACAACAAUUGAUCGCGAUUGGUGAAUUUGAAUUAUACGGAGAUCUUUAAAAAUGGACGUUCACGAUUUUUGAACCGAUGCAUCUGUUGGCUUUGUUCACGAGACGAAAAUACGCCCGACGAACAAAAUGCUCAAGCUAUGUCAAACUAGGAGUCGUAGUAUCUUUGGAAUCAGUGUCUCUGUUGCACGUUGAUCUUUGACACGUCUGAUCGCGCGUGUAAUUUGUGUUGUUUGACACAACGCGGUGAUUAGCGGUGAUAUAAAUUUUUGAGAAUUGUGUAUAUACUCGACGCAUUAGCUGGACGAAACAAAUCUUGUGAAAUCUGUCUGCAAAAUAUUCGAAUAAUGGAGAAGUAUCAACAUUUGCGAGGAUUUAUAUCAGCGGCCUUGGAUUACACCAAACAUCCCAACGAAAGUGCUACGUCUGCUAUACAAAGAAAUCUUGGAGUAAUAAGUGCGUCACUGGAUCUAAGUGUAUUUGAUCCUGAAACCAGCAUAGCUGCAGAAUUCUAUGUGAGCCUAUACGAACUGAUGAAUUCUUUAGGAUCCCGAUCCACUUUGAUCUGGAGUGCUGUAGAUGUUUUACAAAAUGCUUGCAGAAAUAUCCCUGCUAGACAAUCGCUUAUUCAUACAUAUAAGUUUGCACCAAUAUUAGCGAGAUUAUUAGAGGCAAAUUUGACGACCGAGAAAAGGAUACGAGUAUUAAAAUUACUUCAGGAAUUAACAUAUGGAAUCAAGAUAUCAUGGCAAGAAGCUCAUCUUCCAUAUUUAAUUUCUGUAUUAACUCAAUGGGUAGUACAAUCAAAGGAAGAAGAGAUUAUUGCACUUUCUUUAGGAGUGCUGGUAAAUCUGUGUUAUAAAAAUCUCCCAGCUGUUUAUACAUUGAUGCGUACCGUCAAUACCAAGGCAUUCAUCAGAACAUUAUUAAAGUUGCAAGAGAAUGUUAAUACUAGUGUGCAAUGUUGCAAGUUAUUGAUUAUAUUGGAGCCAACUAAUACAAAUAUUUCUGAGAAAUAUAUCAUGGACUUUGCAUCAUUAACUUUCAUAAAUCUUAAAACAGCAGUGAAACAGAAAGACGUUUUGUUAUUGCGGCAUAUUAUUGAUUUCUUCAACGACGUCGGACAAAAUGAGCAUUCGCGAAAUGUAUUACUUACAUAUUCAAAUUACAGCAAAGAUGUAGAAAAUAUACUAGCCACUUUGGAAGAAAAUACAGAUCCAGAAUGCAUCGCUCUUAUGAUGGAAUUUUUACUGUCGUUGGUGAAACUAAAAUUAGCUGCCUUGACUCCUUUAUAUCCUGCUUGUAUAAAAUCGGCUAUGACUUGGGUACCUGUGGAACAAGUGUGCUCUAAAGCUUUAGCACUCAUACGAAGCAUCAUCAUCGAUUCACGACGCACUAAAACUUCCGCCGAAGUUUUAACAGAGGUAGAUCCGUCUGUUCUUAUGCUCAUAACGAAUCCAGAAGAUGAAACUGAUGAGAAAAAUGGAUGUCAAAAUGUAGAAAUGGAAACAAAACAAGCUGAAUUAAUGCAACUGUUUCAAGAAAUGAUUAAAACUCCUGCACUUAAGAAAAAAAUUAUGCAAUCAUUUAGCGAACACGCAAUGCGCAAAUUAUUUAGUCGCAUAUUAGAUAAUGAAUUUUGCGCUGCUGGAGAUUGGACCGGAAAUUUCAUUCAAAAUGCUUCUAUCAAUCUUUACAUUCAUGCAUUAGCUUUGACAGCAGACUUAGCAACAAGUCAUUCCAAUUGGUUGACAUUAUAUUCUGAAUUACUUAGUAGAAAGCAAAUGCAAAUGAUAAUGGCAUUAGCAUUAUUUACUGGUGAUGGGGAAGUGAAGCAAAAGGUGUUACAGUUAACAUCAUCAAUUGGAUUUCCACAGGAAUGUGUUUCCGCAGUGGCAGUUUGCAUGAAAGAAUUAGAACCAUUAAUGUUAGUUCAGAGUACAAACAGCAAUGUGUUGGAAGUCACGAAUAAGGCAUCUCUGAAUUAUUCUGGGAUUGAAUUAGCACCAUUAUUUUCCAUCGCACAAGAAGAGCGCCUCGAUGUAUUCUUAGCCAAACUUGAAUCAGCUUUUGAAUCGAAUCAGAUAAACGAUAUUCCGACGUCUGCGGUAAUGGAACUAUACGAAUAUAAGUUAGCGACAAUGAGACAUUCCGAAAGGGCGAUGCAAUCGAGUUUAGAAGCGGCAAAUAAUCAUGGUACUAGUCUUCAACAUAGAUUAGCGCAAGUGGUAGCCGAAUCCAGUAGAUUACAUCAGUUAUUAUUUGACACUCAGCAGUGCUUGGAAGGAAUAAAAGCUGAAAAAUCUGUAUUAAUAGAAAAGUUUAAUGAGAUGGAAGAGCAAUCUAAAAAAGCAAUUUUGAUAAAGAAACAAGAAAUUGAAUCACUGAAAAAAAUUGUGGUAGAAAAAUCAACACAUUUGGAACAUCUGAAUGAGAAGUUAAUGCAAUGUACAAAUGAAUUAGAGGCUAGCAACAAUAAAAUUGAUAUAUUAACUAAACAAGUUCAAGAAUCAAAAAAUGAACAUUUAAUUACAGAAAAAAAAGUUAUAGAUAUGAGCAACAAAAAUCAUGAAUUAAGUAAACUUUUACAAAAGAUGAAAGAUUCUCUUAGCAAAAAGGAACAGCUUUUAGAGAAAAAGGAUGCAGAAAUUGAAACAAAUCAAGGCGAUAUAUCUGCGCUUAAGCAAGAAAUUCAACAAAUGGUACAAAUGUUACGGACACAUGAACAAACCAUAUCAGAGAAAGAAAAGAAUAUUCAAAGAAUGAAAACGGAAUUGGUAGAUUUGAGCCGUAUGCGAGAUAUGAUAUUUGAGCUUACUGCAAAAAACAAAGAUGAUCUAAAUUCAAGUUAACAUUUCUUUCUUCUCAAAAUAAUAAACGCGGAAAAUAUGAACGGAUACAUUGGUCAAUAUAAUUUUUCCGUAUCUAACAUUCACAAUAUAGUUGCGUCUAAUAAUUUUAUUUUUUAUAUUUAAUUGUACGUUAAUUCCUGUCAA
Nylanderia fulva is the source of this 3711-nucleotide messenger RNA. Its product is annotated as protein CIP2A homolog L. Lineage: Eukaryota; Metazoa; Arthropoda; Insecta; Hymenoptera; Formicidae. The record is from RefSeq and is a predicted model, not a curated record.